AUGUUUUCAGAAGGUGGUGUUAAACCGAAUAUGGAAUUGGAAGCAGGAGCUUUGAACUCAAAGACGAUGAGUAACAAAAAACUUUGCAGCAAAAGUAUCAUGUUUAAAGUUGAUAAAAUUGAUCUGAGCAAUUUGGAUGUGAUGCUGGAAAAGCACUUGAACAAAAUUUUCCCUAAGAGCGUUGUGGCAAGAAGGCCUUUAGAGUCAUGGGAGAUUGAUUUGGCCAAAUUGGAUGUUCACUAUUCUGUAGCUAAUGGAGGCUAUGGCACUGUCUACAGGGGUUCUUAUGACAGUCAAGAUGUUGCAGUCAAAGUCUUAGACUGGGGUGAGGAUGGUGUUGCGACUGCUGCUGAAAUUUCUGCUUUACGGGCAUCAUUUUGGCAGGAGGUUACUGUGUGGCAUAAACUUGAUCAUCCAAAUGUCACAAAAUUUAUUGGAGCUUCAAUGGGAACUUCAAACCUUAAGAUGCCCUUACCAGCCGUUGGUCGAAAUCCUCCUUCGAAAGCAUGUUGUGUUAUUUCUGAGUUUCUUCCUGGUGGCACAUUGAAGCACUACUUGUCUAAGAAUAAGAAGAACAAACUUCCAUACAAGGUUGUGAUUCGGCUGGCUUUGGACCUCGCUAGAGGCCUUAGUUAUCUACACUCAAGGAAAAUUGUUCAUCGCGAUGUGAAAACUGAUAAUAUGCUGCUAGAUGCAAACCAUAAUUUGAAAAUCGCUGAUUUUGGAAUUGCUCUUGAUGCUACAAAUGGAAGUGAGUUGACCGGUGAAAGUGGAACCUAUGGAUAUAUGGCACCAGAGGUUUUGAAUGGCAAGCCUUACAACAGAAAGUGUGAUGUCUAUAGUUUUGGCAUUUGCUUGUGGGAAAUUUAUUGCUGUAAAACGCCUUAUUCAAAGCUAAGCCUUGUUACAGUGUCAUGUAUAUCUUUUAAUCAGCAUUUACGACCAGAGAUUCCAAAAUGUUGUCCAAGUGGUUUAGCAAACAUCAUGAGAAAAUGCUGGGAUUCAAAACCAGAGAGGCGUCCAGAAAUGCAUGAGGUGGUGAAAAUGUUGGAAGCAAUAGAUACAAGCAAGGGAGGUGGAAUGAUACCAACUCUCAGAAACCAUCAUGGAUGUGGAAAUCAAGACAUAAGUUGUAGUUUGCAAUUUGACUUUUCAUGGCUCUAA
Molecule: messenger RNA, 1164 nt
Organism: Cajanus cajan (pigeon pea)
Lineage: Eukaryota; Viridiplantae; Streptophyta; Magnoliopsida; Fabales; Fabaceae
Source: RefSeq, a predicted model, not a curated record